This is a messenger RNA of Thlaspi arvense, 318 nucleotides long. Lineage: Eukaryota; Viridiplantae; Streptophyta; Magnoliopsida; Brassicales; Brassicaceae. The record is from the annotation of a GenBank genome assembly.
AUGAUACUACCCCUUGCGGAGAAUGACGAAUUGAGUGGCGGCGAGGAGAAGAUGUUAAUUGGUGGGAAGGGUGUUGUCGUUGAGCAUACAUCAUUUUGCAUUCCUCGUUAUAUGUUGAAGUGUUGUCGUCCAUACCGUAUCGUUCACGAAGUGGCAUCCAUUCAUCCAUACGUUUUCAUCCAAUAUGUGCCAUCUUUGCGAGGGAUGAUUUGGUACCGUAUUGGGUCAUCCAUGUCUUGUCGUACAUUGCGUGUUAUCCAUGAUUGCAAGCUUUGUAGACCUCCGCUGGCGAAUGCCAUCGACGGCAAUCUAUGGUGA